Molecule: messenger RNA, 1128 nt
Organism: Fomitopsis serialis
Lineage: Eukaryota; Fungi; Basidiomycota; Agaricomycetes; Polyporales; Fomitopsidaceae
Exons: 2
Coding region: 1-1128 (375 amino acids)
Source: RefSeq, a predicted model, not a curated record
AUGUCGUCCCGGAUCGCUAGCCCAGGGAUGCUUUCCCCAAACUCAAUGUCUUCUUACGAUUAUAUAUCGGCCAGGUCCGCCGCGUCGAGCACCUGGGCAGAUUCCUUCGGCACCGUCUCCGACUUCUACUCGGACGAGGACGAGAUCCUGUACAGAGUCUCAAGCCUAUCGUCUUCUAUCGUCUCGGGCAUGGUCUCCCAGCGCGGAAUGCCCAGCCGCGCCAGGUCGCCCGCCGUCUUCUCGGACAACAGCGACUACAUCGUCAUGAGCAGGGCUCGCUCCCCUGCCAGCUCUGAUGCUACGUCUUCUGACUCCCGUGGAGGGAUCGAGGCCGAGCUCUCCGCCGCGAUCUCGUCGCUCAGCAUCUCCCGGGUCCCCAACCAUACCCCCCUCACUGCGCCAACAGCGACCCGCUUCAACCUUCAUCGCGCCCUAGGCAUGCAUCCGGUUCACUCUGCUGGACCGACCGUCCAACCGAGGAAGUUCAGGCAGUCGAAGGCGAAGAAGAUAGCAGCCGCCCAGCGCGAGCAAGCAUCAUCCGCAGACUCGUCUAUGAACGCAACGUACUCGGAUAAGAAGGAUAGGGUGAAGAGGAGGAAGGAGCGCAGGAAGGCGCAGAGGCAGGCCGACAGGGCGGCUGCCUCCGCUCCUGCGCAGAGCACCGAGGCCGCCGAAGCCGGCCUGGGCGAGCGUCCGAUCGUUGACGACGUCUCCGAGGCAGGCGACCUCGCGGUGACAGGGGCGUACCAGGACGCCGUCAGCUUCAUCAACAGUUUCCUCUCUAACCCUACUACGAAGUCGGGUGCCGCCCACCUGCGGCUUCUCCAAGCCCUCAUCGUCGAGCUCGGGCUCUGCCCCUCGGCGUUCAGUCCCUCAUCGCCCCUCUCGUUCCCAUCGCUGCCCUCGCUCCCGCACUCUAUGCGCGCGGCGAAGGCUCUCCUCAAGUCGCAGGUCUUCCUCAACGUGCGCGACUACCUCGCUGUGCGCAGCCAGGGCUUGGAUGCCCUCCGCCGCGUUAUGCACAACGACCGCAGUUCGCUGAUGCGCGAGAUACGUGCGGGGAAGAAGAUGCCGGUGAAGGCGGUCAAGAACGCGGGGUUGAAUGUACUCCUCAUCACUUGUCAUUGA